AUGCCCAGCCUGGACGACAGUUGUAAACCCACCAUGACCGCUAAGUUCCUGCGCGCCACUGCAGCCCACUUACUUUCUCGUUUGCAACAGGGAUCGUCGCACCCGCCAAUUGAACUCGUAUACAUACCCCACAAACAAUGGCCACUCCCUCAUCCCCUCGUUGAUAAACCACCGACCAAGCGCCCAGUCAGAAUCUCUAUCCUAGAUUCGUCCUUCAACCCGCCAACGGUAGCACACCUCGCGCUCGCCAACUCUCCACGUCCGAAUCGAACAGCAGAUGAUGAUAGUGAUUAUGAUGCCAAACUUCUCCUCCUCUCAGUGAAGAAUGCGGACAAGACUUUAAAGCCUGGUGAUGCAACCUAUCUCCAACGGCUGGAAAUGAUGGCACUGCUCGCCAAAGACAUAGUUACGCACAAUCCCUCCGUCUCUUCACAAGCCGAGGACAAUAAAUUGAUCCCAGAAGAGUUAGCGAACGUUGCCAUCGCAAUAACGGAUGAACCUACCUUCGUAGGCAAGUCCAAAAACUUGCUUGACUUCCUCAAGCAACGAUACCCUUCACUCGCACCCUCUCCACACCCCGACACUCAAUUGACCUUCCUGCUCGGUCUUGACACUCUCCAACGCCUGUUUUCACCCAAAUACUACCCGUCCGAAAAAGCCAUGAUAGACGUCAUGAACACGUUUCUUUCGCCUGAGGGAGAUAACUCUCGAGUAGUCUGCGCACGACGGGUCUCCCUGCAACCUUCAACACCGCCGAAAGGUGGAGAGCCCGUUGCGCCAGAGGAUGCGCUUGCUCUCGCUCAAGACUUCAUCACCUCGGAACGAAUAUUCCUGAUAAAUAUUGGUGACAAUGAGAGCAAGUACAGUUCGAGCGCCGUACGAAACUCGAUCGCUCGUUUGGGGUUUGGGGCCAGUGGAAAGGAAGGCGAUGUGUGGAAACAGUAUGUGCCACGGGGGGUUGCUGAUUAUAUCACGCAGGAGGGACUUUACGUGGACUGA
Messenger RNA from Laccaria bicolor S238N-H82, 999 nucleotides. RefSeq lists its product as uncharacterized. The record is from RefSeq and is a predicted model, not a curated record. Gene Ontology annotation, molecular function: nicotinamide-nucleotide adenylyltransferase activity; ATP hydrolysis activity. Gene Ontology annotation, cellular component: cytoplasm; nucleus. The transcript has a single exon. NCBI's taxonomy places the organism in Eukaryota, Fungi, Basidiomycota, Agaricomycetes, Agaricales, Hydnangiaceae. The coding region runs from base 1 to 999 and encodes 332 amino acids.